This is a messenger RNA of Exaiptasia diaphana, 2668 nucleotides long. RefSeq names its product putative beta-lactamase-like 1. Bases 545 to 2332 code for a protein of 595 amino acids. The transcript has 11 exons. The record is from RefSeq and is a predicted model, not a curated record. NCBI's taxonomy places the organism in Eukaryota, Metazoa, Cnidaria, Anthozoa, Actiniaria, Aiptasiidae.
CCAGCCGCAAAAACAUCUUGACAUUGUUUUGAUUUCAUUAUAAUUUUUAGUCUUAUCAAGUAGCAAAGCUCUUGAAGAAAGCCGCCUCAGACUAAUACUCCUAUCAGAAUUCGGCAAUUUAUUGUUGAUUCAUUGAUAUUUAUCAGAGAUAAAGCAAGCAGUUAAUGACCCAUAACAGUAUUUAUAAACAUAUCACUAUACAAAGUCUUUGUUCAUAUGACGUCAUGUUUAUUUGGAGAAGUACAUGUAGAAGUAUGGCGCACGGGUGCUUAAAAACUACACAGACUACAAAGAUUUUGGACAACAUUGUGUGUAUGCAAUUGCCUUGUAAGACAAAUUAUGCCUUUAGAUCAGUUCUUCCUAAAAUUUGCCUGGUGUUUGAUUAUAAUAAUAUGAAUUGCCAUAAAAGCCCAUUUAUUCAGAGCGAUGAGAAAGCCAUUUUUUUGUUUCCUCUCAGCUCUUUCAGACUUUUUCAUUUUUGGAGUUUUCUUUGCGACCCUAACCUGGUUGAAACCAUCAAGUUAGAUACAUCAAAUAAAAUCGUAUGCUAAUGUUCUCUAUUUGCUCCUUCUAUUUCAGCCAUCUAUUCAUGAUGUUUUUUUGCUGUCAUCAAAUAAGUGGAAGAAGCUCUACUUUAUUCCAGUCAGUUCAAAAAGUUGAAAGUAAAGCUGGACAACAAAGUUCAGAAGCUGAAUUGACGCAAUURGACAACUACAGAAAUGGUGGACUUCUUGGCGGACUCGUGAAUGUGGAGCCCCUCUCUGGAAGCAUGUAUGCACUGGGCGAGGACUCGCUCCGCAACGGAUCAAAAGGAAAAUUCAUCCUAAAAGAGGAAUCUAGAAAAAGAAAACAUUUGGUUAGCAGAAAAGGACUUCUGCUCUCUUUACUGGCUUUCUUUGUUAUACUUUCUUUGAUACUAAGUGGAUUGUUGGCUUGGGUUGCGUUGAGAAAGAGAGAAGGAACUCGUUUUAUCAAGAAAGCACACAAAGAUGUCAAGAUGUGCAAAUUCAUGGCCGACCCUGUAAACUUUAGAACACUACCUUUAAAUGUGAAGAAACAACUUGAAGACUUGGAUAGAUUUAUAAAGAGAGAAAUUGAGAAAAGGCAAGCGACAGCCUUGAGUGCGAAUCUUGUGUAUCUGGACAAAGUAAUUUGGGAAGGGGGAUUUGGUGUCAUGAAUCCAAAUAACAGCACUAGCGAAUCUCCUACCUCAAGGACAAUUUAUCCAUGCGCAAGUCUAACAAAGAUCCUCACGUCCUUAAUGCUUUUCAAACUGCACAGCAAAGGUCUAAUACCAUCAUUGGACAUUCCCAUCAAUUACUAUGAGCCUGAAUUCUCCAUAAGAAAUCCUUAUCAAAGUAACAUGACAUUAAGAGACAUUGCAUCUCAACGCUCUGGUUUACAAAGAGAGGCACCAUGCUACCCAGCAACUCCUACUAAUUUAUGCCCUUAUAACUACUCUACCAUGCUUCGAAGAAUAAGCAAGCUAACAUUACUAAGAAGACCAGGCACCGAACCACAAUAUAGCAACUUAGGUUGGUCCUUGCUUGGCCAGAUAUUAGCGAAAGCCUUUGGACGAGGGGKAGAUUACAAAACAUGGAUGAAUCAAUCUUUAUUAGAGCCAUUGGGCAUGAAGAACUCAAGAUUUACCCUUACCAAAACUGAGCUUUCUGCCCUUCCAAAGACAACAUCAUCUAAUAACAUCAUGGACUGGGGAUGGCUGGUUCCUUCAGGAGAUUUUGUAUUUCCCGAUGGUACAACAAUGACAGGCAUGCCAUGGGAAAUCACUUUUCAAAGGGGUCGAAUGAUAAGAGGAAAAACAGCUUCUGUUUAUGGUUAUAGCUCGUAUGUAGCUGUCGUUCCCGAAAUGAAACUGGCAUUCAAUUUUAUGUGUACUGACUGCAUUAAAGGACUAGACGACUCACUUCAAGAAUAUAUCAAGAAAAUAAUAGUAACUAUGGACGAAGCAAUCGAAAAAGCAUCMCUAAAGAUAUAUCAUCUACCAAAGGACACGCGGSCAUACAUAGGGACUUUCAAUUCUGAUAGCAAUCUCCCUAUUCCUCUUCAGAUGAAAAUACGUUUAAAUUCGGAUGAUAAACUAGCCAUAUCAAUAAACGGAAAAGAUGAUAUAUUUUUCUUGAAUUAUACAAAGCCUCAAAUCUUCAGAAUGCAUCUUAAUCCUCGUCACUCAUGCGAUGAACUUUWUACUUUUGGAGUAGAAGACGAUUUGGUGUUGUUCGAUAGAKCUUCGUUAAUCACCGGUUUAUCAGAGGGAUUCACUAUGUACAAUGCACACCCGAGUGGUAGGACAUACUUUGGUCGUAAACAUUAAGAAUAUUUAUGUUAUAUAACUAGAUGUAUAAUUCAUACAGAGAUACAAGGAUGUGAAGAUAUUAGAGAAACACAACACAAGAACAAACAUUAUUGGUAUUUAUUACACGAAUAUUAUUGAUAUUAUUAACAGCAUAACCUUAAACAAAAAGAAGAAAUCUUGGAAAUAACAUCUGCGAUAGGAAUUUGGAAACUCAAUUCAUGCAAUUAAAAAGAUUUCACGAAGUUUAUGAAAAAUACAUGUAAAGUAAAAACCCUAGGAAGAAAACAUAAAUGAGUUUAUAUAUUGAUACUCAAUUGGUUAUAAAUGCGAACAAUAAACUUCCAUUUGAUUGUA